Messenger RNA from Cylindrotheca closterium, 633 nucleotides. NCBI's taxonomy places the organism in Eukaryota, Bacillariophyta, Bacillariophyceae, Bacillariales, Bacillariaceae. The record is from the annotation of a GenBank genome assembly.
AUGACAGCAACUCUAACGCAUUCCAAUAUAACAUCACAAGUGAAAAGCACAUCUUCGUUUGCACCGAGCACAAGUACGGAAGAUCGCUUCACCGUGAAGUUGCACAAGCUCCUUGAAGACGCCGAGACACAGGGUUUCCAAGACAUCAUCGCUUGGAAUCGAGAUGGGCGGUCUUUUACAAUCUACAAGCCAGUAGUGUUUGCCGAAACCAUAAUGAGAAAGUAUUUCCGACAAUCAAAGUACAAGUCCUUCCAAAGGCAAAUGAAUCUAUACGGCUUUCAUCGAGGAUCACGAAAUGGAAUACGUGGUGUCUACUCCAAUCCCAUGUUCAUCCGAGACGAUCGUGAGCUGAGCGAGCAGAUGAGGAGGAAGGCCAAGGGAGUUUCGAAAGAAGUUUCGAAAGGAGGCCCAAGCUCGCCUUAUAUGACAGGCAUUUUCCACCCUCAGAUGUUCAUGCAAACGGUAUCUCCCAUUGGCAAUAUAAAUUUACAGCUUGCUACACUACUUCAGCCGGUUCCAAUAAACAUAAAUGCGAUGCGGUGCUACAGCAGCAAAAGCAGCCAGGACGAUGACGAAGAGAGUAUGGGGACGAUAGAAGGCCAAAUUUUGGACGAAGAGGACUACAUACUUUAG